GUGUGUGUGUGUGUGUGUGUGUGUGUGUGUGUGUGUGUGUGUGUGUGAUCUGGAUGUAACUGCAGCCUUGCAUUGAACAAGCCGGACUUCAGGAGCGAGGGCAGUCUUCCUGAGCGCGCACCCCACCGCGCACAUCUGCAUCCAUAGACGCUCUCCCCGCUCCGAGCUCUCAACAUUACACCGACACGGUUUCGAUGAAAAGGAUUUUUUUUUUUAAAUGUUUUAAUCAAUUUGUCCAACAGCCGAAAGCGACAUCAACUCCAGCCUCAAUUUAAUUCCACGUCCCCCCGGGGGGCUCCAUAAUCCGUGCUUGUGUUGCUUUAUCGUCCUCGAGACCAUCGAAACCAUACAAGACAAUGGUGAACAACAGAGAUCGCUGGAGGGUGUACAAGAGGGGGAGUGUCAUGUUCGUUCUGGCCGUGGUCGGGCUGACUGUUGUCCAUAGAGGAAGCAUCACUAUAGGGGCUCCCUUCCAACUUGAGAGGCUGGCUCGCAUGGGAGCCUCUGAGGGAGUGGAGCAUGGAGCUGCUCGGGAAGACAAAACACCCUCGUACCUGGGGACAAAAAGCUUCUGGAAGGCUAGCAAACGCCAGCCAGUGCCUAAAGCUGGAGCCAAUACGCGGCGGCCCAGGAUCACUGAGGACAGCAGACCCAGAACCUGGGACGUAACCAACUCCAACUGCAGCGCCAACCUCAACUUCUCAAGUCAGGAAUGGUUCACGGGCCUGGAGGACAAUUUCAAGCAGUUCAUGCUUUAUCGACACUGCCGCUACUUUCCCAUGCGCCGCAACCACCCAGAGAAGUGCACAGGGGAUGUAUAUUUGCUCAUGGUAAUCAAAUCUGUGGCCACCCAGCAUGACCGAAGAGAGGUCAUCCGAAAAACCUGGGGCAAAGAGCAGGUGGUUAACGGGAAAAAAGUAAAGACCCUCUUCCUUCUUGGUAAACCCUCCAGUGUGGCAGAGAGAGUGCACCAUCAGAAGCUAGUGGAGUACGAGGACUACAUCUACAGGGAUAUCCUCCAGUGGGACUUCCUGGACAGCUUUUUCAACCUCACGCUUAAGGAGACUCACUUCCUCAAGUGGUUCCACACUUACUGCCCCGCUGUACGCUUUGUCUUCAAGGGGGACGAUGACGUCUUUGUCAGCGUGGAGAACAUCUUGGAGUAUCUCGAAAGCAGCAACGAUGCAACAAACCUGUUUGUGGGGGAUGUGAUUUUCAAGGCUAAGCCCAUUCGUAAAAAGGAAAACAAAUACUACAUCCCCCAGGCGCUAUAUAAUAAGACACACUACCCUCCAUAUGCAGGUGGAGGGGGUUUUCUGAUGGAUGGGACCCUGGCAAGGAGGCUUCACUGGGUGGCAGACACCCUGGAGCUCUACCCCAUCGAUGAUGUCUUCUUGGGCAUGUGUCUGGAGGUGCUUCAGGUCACUCCUAUAAAACACAACGCCUUUAAGACGUUUGGCUUGGUGAGAAAUAAGAACAGUAAGUUGAACAAAGAGCCUUGUUUCUUCAAGAGCAUGAUUGUGGUGCACAAGCUGCUCCCAUCGGACCUCAUGCGCAUGUGGAAUCUGGUCAACAGUGACCUGGUCUGCUCGCAGAAAAUAGAGAUCCUAUAGCUUGCUGGGACCACCGGGUAUGGACAGCAGCGAGCGGAGCCGUACCUCGGUGGAUAAUAUGAUGCACGAGAGUCCCGGUAAACCCUCCUUUAUGGGGGCGCGGCGGGACCAUGGGCAAUAUGUAAAUUUGAGUUUUUCCGGAAAAGUCAAGUAAGUUAUUCAGAGAUUUUAAAAGGUGUAGAAUUGUGUAUUUAUAUCGGCAUUUUGAAUGACUCACACUGUCAGCACGCAGAUUCAGAGACAAAAGCCUAAGUUAAGUUGUCGCAUCAACGGGGACAAUAAGGUGGAUCGUUACUUGCUCCUCAAUUACAGGCUUUGUAUUCUUUGAAAUAAUGUUUGAAAUAUGCCUGAGCAUAACCUGAUACACAGACAACGCCUAUCAUUCUCUUUCCUUCUGGUUGGAUACGGUAGAGGAAUUUCUUGGGGCAGAAACCUUGUGGCAGUGAGCUGUCAUCAAAUCACCAACGAUAGCAAACCCAUUAAUGUGAAUACACUUUAAAAAUGUAGGGUAAAAAAUGAUUAUGAGGACCAGUGGUAAACAGAACCAUGAAUAUAUACUUUUAGCAUAAUGUGGGAAAUACUGUUUGGUUUAGUUUAAUCGUGAAAAUAACAGGACCGUUACCGUUAGUUGGUGCCCUGAAGUCUUGGGUUCCAAAGCCACUGCACCUCUAGGCAUGCUAACUUUUUGGGUUUGUACUUUGUGUACCAUAGUUUUACACAUUACACAUUGCCUUCACUUGGAGCAGUAUGGCAUGCUGCAGGGGCCUCAAGUCGAGUAAGAGAAUGAAACAACUCUCUCUACCUCAGUGAUACGGGCCAAAAAAAUCCUUUGAUUGCAUCACUGGUCACCUUUUCUACUCAAAGUGUAACCAGGAUACCGUUAUCUUCAUAUGCAGUACAUGGAGGUACGAUUUGAAUCACUUUUGUAUCGUAGAGGUCUUUGCACUUUUUUUUUCUUUGGGAACGUGACUGACUUGAUCUGGACAUCUACCACUCCGACACUACUGGGAAAGAAACGUACAUGUUGGCUGUCAGUGGGUUUGUAUGUGCUGAUAUACUUGACAUGGAGGGUUUACAACGACACUGUGAACUAAAACUACUGCUGGUACGAAUACAUGACAUGUUAAUUUAAUCCCCAGUAAAAGGGGGGCGAUUGUGGGAUGGGGGUAUUUAAUUUAAAGCGUCAGAUGAGCAUAUUAAUGGGAUGUUCAUGAUUAUGUAGCUGAAUGUUGUGGGUGUAGCGGGUGAUGAUUAUGUCUAGGUAAUGUAAAUAUAUGAAAAUAAAAAUGUACAUCCAAUGUCAUUUGUAAAUAAACACCGUAACAGU
Molecule: messenger RNA, 2940 nt
Organism: Cyclopterus lumpus (lumpfish)
Lineage: Eukaryota; Metazoa; Chordata; Actinopteri; Perciformes; Cyclopteridae
Gene: b3gnt7
Product: UDP-GlcNAc:betaGal beta-1,3-N-acetylglucosaminyltransferase 7
Exons: 2
Coding region: 357-1613 (418 amino acids)
Cellular component (GO): membrane
Molecular function (GO): hexosyltransferase activity
Source: RefSeq, a predicted model, not a curated record